Acanthochromis polyacanthus (spiny chromis) is the source of this 1502-nucleotide messenger RNA. RefSeq lists its product as uncharacterized. Gene Ontology annotation, molecular function: DNA binding; structural constituent of chromatin; protein heterodimerization activity. Gene Ontology annotation, cellular component: nucleosome. The record is from RefSeq and is a predicted model, not a curated record. Lineage: Eukaryota; Metazoa; Chordata; Actinopteri; Pomacentridae.
UUAAACUAAUAAAUCAAUUAUUUUGUACAAAAUAAGAGACCAGUUUAAAUCAGAAUUUACUGAACAUGGCGGCUGCUGUGGAGGAGGAGUUUAUUGGAAACGUCACAUUCAUUUCAUCCAAUACACGGUCUGAUAUCCCACGCCCCACACCGUUCCGGACCAAUCACAGCUGUCGUUGCUCCUCCGCUCUCCAUAUAAGCUCGCUGUUGCCGCUCAGCCUUCACUCGUUUCUUUACUGUUUGAGCAGCGAACAUCGCGAAAGCACAAUGGCCAGAACCAAACAGACUGCCCGGAAAUCCACCGGAGGAAAAGCUCCUAGGAAGCAGCUGGCCACCAAGGCUGCCCGUAAGAGUGCCCCGGCCACCGGAGGCGUCAAGAAACCUCACCGCUACAGGCCCGGUACCGUGGCUCUGAGAGAGAUCCGUCGCUACCAGAAAUCCACAGAGCUGCUCAUCCGCAAGCUGCCUUUCCAGCGCCUGGUCCGAGAGAUCGCUCAGGACUUCAAGACCGACCUGCGCUUCCAGAGCUCGGCUGUCAUGGCUCUGCAGGAGGCCAGCGAGGCUUACCUGGUCGGCCUCUUCGAGGACACCAACCUGUGCGCCAUCCACGCCAAGAGGGUCACCAUCAUGCCCAAAGACAUACAGCUGGCCCGCCGCAUCCGUGGAGAGAGAUUCCCGGUCGGUCGUGUCCACAGGCUGCUGAGGAAGGGCAACUAUGCGGAGCGUGUGGGUGCCGGCGCUCCCGUCUAUCUGGCGGCCGUGCUGGAGUACCUGACCGCUGAGAUCCUGGAGCUGGCUGGAAACGCUGCUCGCGACAACAAGAAGACCCGUAUCAUCCCCCGUCACCUGCAGCUGGCUGUCCGCAAUGAUGAGGAGCUCAACAAGCUGCUGGGCGGAGUCACCAUCGCUCAGGGCGGUGUGCUGCCAAACAUCCAGGCUGUCCUGCUGCCCAAGAAGACCGAGAAGCCUGCCAAGUCAAAGGAAGACAGAGAAAGUGCAAUAGCCAGAACCAAACAGACUGCCCGGAAAUCCACCGGAGGAAAAGCUCCUAUGAAGCAGCUGGCCACCAAGGCUGCCCGUAAGAGUGCCCUGGAAACCGGAGGCGUCAAGAAGCCUCACCAUUACAGGCCCGGUACCGUGGCUCUGAGAGAGAUCCGUUGCUACCAGAAAUCCACAGAGCUCCUCAUUCGCAAGCUGCCUUUCCAGCGUCUGGUCCGAGAGAUCGCUCAGGACUUCAAGACCGACCUGCUCUUCCAGAGCUCGGCUGUCAUAGCUCUUCAGGAGGCCAGCGAGGCUUACCUGGUCGGCCUCUUCGAGGACACCAACCUGUGCGCCAUCCACGCCAAGAGGGUCACCAUCAUGCCCAAAGACAUACAGCUGGCCCGCCGCAUCUGUGGAGAGAGAGCUUAGACCCACCACACUUUUACACCCAACACAACGGCUCUUUUAAGAGCCACAAGUGUUCACUAGGAGAGCUUUACCUCCCAUUUAUUCAUUUCAAAU